Molecule: messenger RNA, 3080 nt
Organism: Physcomitrium patens
Lineage: Eukaryota; Viridiplantae; Streptophyta; Bryopsida; Funariales; Funariaceae
Molecular function (GO): ATP hydrolysis activity; 5'-3' DNA helicase activity; DNA binding
Source: RefSeq, a predicted model, not a curated record
AUUUGGUAUAAUGCAUUUGAGGCAGUGGACCGAAAUUUUUUGGCGAGUUAGAGAGCCAAUUUGCAGAAGGGUGGCCUAAGCAGAUGCUUGCGGAGUGAGACAAAGAGAGCAAGAGAGGAAUCUGGUACAAAGAAGGAAAGUGCCUGAGUUGCCGAAGUGGUCAGGAAGGGCUUCAAAUUUUUCACAGCGUCCAAUCGCGUUGGUGCUUUCUGCUUUUGCACUAUUCAAUGCCCAUCCCCUCUGCAGCCCUCUCAACCCCUCUUCGUUCACUUUCUGGGGCCUUUUACUCGGAAUCCCGCCUCCAUCACCACUGUACAUGUGCCUCCUUUUAGAGUGCUGUGAAUAAAUACUCGAAACGGUUUUUCCCUUCCUCACUCACGGAAGCCAACAUCUGUUGAGAGUGAGCGAGGGAGAGAUAGGGGCGGAAAGGCUGAUGUCGUGGCUUGGAGUUGAGAAUCGGGACCACGAGUGUGGAUUAAGUAGUGCGGUGACGGCGGGUAGGCUUUAACGGGACAGAUGGAGUAAUGGGUUGCUAUGGGUUUCAGGAAUUUUAAGGGCGAAAUUUAAGUUGUGAAAAGAGGCGAGUGUGUGGGCGGAGAGUCGAUGCAUUGGUGGAGACACGGUACAGUGGUGUGGCCUCCCUAACGGUGGAACAGAAGGCGGGCGCAGUCUGUUGGAAGAGCUGCAGCAAAUUUUUUACCCACCAUGUCCCAGCUACCUUCGCCCGCCUUGUCGAGUCUGGGUCAACAUGGGAAGGGUGAUCUUUCCAAGGGGAAGGCGAAAGCAUCAACCAAGGGUAGCAGCAAGAGCAACAGCAAACCCAAAGCAUUUUGCGAAGCUGUGACGCUGGAGCAAUUUAUUAGCCAAAUGCUGCCCCUUGUUGAUCUUGAGAAGGAAGCAGAGAUAGCGGCAUCCUUGGAUGCAUUGUCAAAUUUGAAGCCGGAAAUCGCUCAGAAGCGAGGGUCCAUAAUUCUCAAUCUUAAAUGCACUGACGUUCAGUCAGGACUGUUGGGGAAGACUUUACUGGAGUUGCAGGCAAAUAGAGGCGAUUUACUCCCUCCUCACAAGCUGACGCCUCAUGACGUAGUGAAUCUAAAACUGAAUAAAGGAGACGGCAACAGUCCAUCUCUCGGACAAGGAACCGUGUAUCGUAUUAAGGAUAAUUCAAUUGUACUUGCGGUCGAUGAUCCGCCCGAGGAGGGGUUAGACUCCCCUUUACGACUGGAGAAAUUAGCCAACGAAGUGACAUACAGGCGGCUCAAGGACACCUUGAUAGAGCUGAGCAAGGGGGUCAAAGGACCUGCUGUCGAUCUGGUUCCGGUUCUCUUCGGAGGCAAAGCUCCUUCAUUUGCGAAAAAACCGGUUACUUUUACUCCUUUUAACAAAAAUCUUGAUCAUUCCCAGAAGGCAGCUGUUUCGAAAGCAUUGGGUUCAAACAAUGUCAUGUUGUUACAUGGACCUCCUGGCACGGGCAAGACGACUGCUGUGGUUGAGCUCAUCCUUCAGGAGGUCAAGAGGAGCUCCAAGAUUCUAGCCUGCGCGGCAUCAAACAUUGCUGUUGACAACUUAGUCGAGCGGCUUGCAUGCCACAGAGUGAAGUUGGUUCGAAUGGGUCAUCCUGCACGCCUCCUGCCUCAAGUUUUAGAUUCUUCCUUGGAUGCACAGGUUAUGAGGGCAGACAAUAGUAGCCUCGCCAACGAUGUGCGUAAGGAGAUGAAGGUUUUGAACAGCAAGCUUUUGAAAGCAAAAGAUAGACGAACACGUGGAGAUAUCAGAAGGGAGCUGCGGAGUCUGGGCAAGGAAGAACGACAGAGACAACAGCAAGCAGUCGCCGAUGUUAUCAAAGACUCGACUGUAAUUCUGACAACUCUCACAGGAGCGCUCACUCGUCAACUGCGUGAUACAACUUUUGAUGUUGUUAUCAUUGAUGAAGCAGCUCAAGCUUUAGAAAUUGCCUGCUGGAUUGCAUUAUUGAAGGGCCGACGAUGCGUUUUGGCAGGUGACCAUCUUCAGCUGUCUCCAACCGUGCAAAGUGCCGAGGCUGAGAACAAAGGAUACGGCAGGACGCUCUUCGAGCGUCUGACAGCAUUAUAUGGUGAUGAUAUUACCUCUAUGUUGACAGUGCAGUAUAGAAUGCACGAGCUAAUAAUGCAGUGGUCUUCUCGUGAGCUUUACAAUGAUAAGAUUGAAGCCCAUUCCAGUGUCUCUGGACAUAGUCUCUGUGAUCUCGAAGGAGUCAAACAGACAAGCGCUACUGAACCAACCCUGAUCCUUAUCGACACAGAUGGGUGUGAUAUGGAAGAGAAGAAAGAUGAGGCUGAUAGUACUUACAACGAGGGUGAAGCCCGUGUUGCAGUAGCACAUGCAAAACUACUCAUGGAAGCAGGGGUACAAGCUUGUGAUAUUGGGAUCAUAACGCCUUAUUCAGCUCAGGUGGGAAUCCUCAAGGGUAUGCGCUCUGAUGACAAAAAGUUGGUUGAUUUAGAAAUCAGUACUGUUGAUGGUUUUCAAGGACGCGAAAAAGAGGCAAUAGUCAUUUCGAUGGUGCGGUCUAACGACACGCACGAGGUAGGAUUUCUGAGCGACAAGAGGAGAAUGAAUGUGGCUGUGACUCGUGCACGCAGGCAGUGCUGCAUUGUCUGCAACGUUGAAACAGUGGGGAAAGAUGACUUCCUGAAACGCUUGGUAGAUCAUUUUGAAGCGAAUGGUGAGUAUCUCAGUGCCAUGGAAUUUACCUGAAAUUUUGGUAUCCUGGGCUGAAAUUAGUUAUAUGGAUAAAUCUGGGCAAAUGGGCAAGAAUUAUGGAUCAGAGGGAUGGUAAAUUUGUCCGUUCACAUAUUUCAGCGUCAUAUAUUUUAGACAUAUGUCAGCGUUCAUAUUCCAAAAUACUCAGGCAUUUGAGGGAAUGAAAAAAUUUGGAAGCCGCUUAGCGGUAGUAGCAUUGAUAUCUUUACAUGGAUGACUUUCAUUAUUGAUAGCCAAUAUUAAUUGUGUUUCCAUACAAAUGGAAAGUAUUGCAUAAUUUCAUGUAUGUCAGCACAAUAUAUGCAUUUGUGCAUUUUUCAUAUUUAUCCUUGAAA